This is a messenger RNA of Lachnellula hyalina, 993 nucleotides long. Its product is annotated as Oxidoreductase. The transcript has a single exon. The record is from RefSeq and is a predicted model, not a curated record. The coding region runs from base 1 to 993 and encodes 330 amino acids. Gene Ontology annotation, biological process: secondary metabolic process. Lineage: Eukaryota; Fungi; Ascomycota; Leotiomycetes; Helotiales; Lachnaceae.
AUGGUCUCCCUGCAAACAGUACGGAAAUCCAACGCUCACAUUGCAGCCCUCCCACAAGGCCUUGUCGCCGUGUUCAUCGGCGCCACGUCAGGGAUCGGCCAAAGCGCCCUACAACAUUUUUCUCGGCAUGCCUCCUCUCCGCAUAUCUACAGCGUGGCGCGCGCGACAUCUGAUGCUUCCCACGAGAAAUUACUAGCCACUGUCCGUCAAUCCAAUCCCACGGGUACAUACAACCUCAUCACAGCAGAUGUCUCGCUAGUUUCCGAGAUCGACAAGGUCGUCAAAGCAAUCACGCAAACGGAGAGCAAAGUCGACAUCGUCUUCAUGUCCGCAGGGUUCAUGGCUUUUGAGGGCCGGCAGAACACGAGCGAGGGCCUCGAUCCGUCCAUGACCACGCGCUACUACUCGCGAAUGCGAGCAGUACAGCAGCUGCUUCCCUUGCUCAAUAAAGCGGAAAGCCCACGCAUUGUUUCGGUGUUGGCUGGUGGGAUGGAGGGUCCCCUUAAUGAGAGUGACUUAGACUUACGGGACCUGCCUAACUGGUCCUUCUGGAACUCUUCUGUGCAUUCCGCUACCAUGGGUACGCUGGUGCUUGAGCGGUUUGCACGUCAGAACCCUCGUCUGAGCAUUGUGCACUGGUUUCCUGGGCCUGUGGACACGCCGGGUCUGGCUAGGGCGCGGAGAUUUGGGAUGUCGCCACCAACGCAGAGGAGCCAGGAGGAAGCGGGCGAGCGCGCUGUAUUUCUGGCUACCAAUGACCGGUUUGCCGUCCAAGGAGGCCUUGUACCUAUGCAAGAGGGGCUUGAGGCUGCGAGGAGGUCGGGCGGGGGAAUAUAUCUGGUUGAUCCGCUGGGAGAGAGCACCGAUAAUGAAGGGUUGUUGUCUGGCCUGCGGAAACGAGGCGUCGAUGAAGCUGUAUGGGGUUUUACGGAAAGUGUGUUUGCUGAUUGCGCUGCUCGGGCUGGCGCUGGUAGUUCCAAGGACGAACUUUGA